UCUGACACAAAAUUCUUGUCGCAAUCGCGAUGCAUUUUUCAUCCACACGUCAUUUCCCCAAAUUUUACACUCCAAUAAUUCACUGUUUCAUACCCAAUUUUCAUCCAUCAUAGUUCAUUUAGCAGUCUCUCUCCUUGAUCACGAUUCGUUCUCUAUCCGUGAAUAUUGUUUUACAGCUUUGAGCCCGAUCCAUAUAUAUACACACGUGUGUGCAUAUAUAGUUAAGUUGACACAAUUCAUUGAAUGACGAGGCUCACUCGUUGUACGGACUAGUCCUUGAUGUGUUGCAGGUGUCUCUAUUUGUGGGUUACACACCAGUUGAUUUCUCAUCCCACAUAGGAAAUAUCACAAGAUUGACAAGAAUGAAGAUAUUUUUGAAAAUGUUUGUUUUUGAUCCCAUUUACGAAAUAUUAAUAAAGUAUUUGAACUCUGCUCUCGGUGAUCCCUGUCCGUUUCAUUUGGAUUAUUGAGCCCCUAAUUCUGCAUUCAAUCAUUUCCUUUUAUUGAAGACCGAGUAUUGGAAGAAUGUCUCUGCUUGCAGUGGACGUGUCUCAAAAUGGUAGCAUAAAAAACGUGGAUUCUUCGAGGAGUGUCGUUGAAAUGGAAGAAUUUGAUUUCUCGAGGCUGCCUGAUCGUCUUCGAACUUUGAAUAUGGAAAGACAGCGAUCUUUCGAUGAAAGGUCCCUUGCCGAGAUUCCAAUUGGGUUGUCUCCACAUCCCCCUUCUAGAGCUGAUAACUUCAAUCGAGUUCUCGACCAUUUAGAUAGUAUAUUUUCGCCCGGUAGAAGAUCCGGGUUCAAUACUCCUAGUUCGAACUUUGUUUAUGAGCCACACCCUAUGACUGCAGAGGCUUGGGAAACUUUGAGGCGUUCUUUGGUGUACUUUCGUGGUCGGCCUGUUGGGACAAUUGCUGCUUUGGAUAGCUCUGAAGAAAAACUCAACUAUGAUCAGGUGUUCGUCAGGGACUUUGUUCCAAGUGCACUGGCUUUUCUGAUGAAUGGGGAACCUGAAAUUGUAAAAAACUUUAUCCUCAAGACUCUUCGACUUCAAUCAUGGGAGAAAAAGAUUGACCGAUUCCAACUGGGAGAGGGUGUGAUGCCUGCGAGUUUCAAAGUCUUACAUGAUCCUGCAAGGAAUACUGAAACAUUGAUUGCAGAUUUUGGCGAGAGUGCAAUUGGGAGAGUGGCUCCUGUAGAUUCAGGCUUUUGGUGGAUCAUACUACUUCGGGCAUACACGAAGUCUACUGGUGACUCGUCUUUGGCUGAGAUGCACGAAUGCCAAAAGGGUAUGCGCCUGAUACUCAGUUUAUGCCUUUCAGAAGGAUUUGACACAUUCCCAACACUUCUUUGUGCUGAUGGAUGCUGUAUGAUUGAUCGUAGAAUGGGUGUUUAUGGGUACCCGAUUGAGAUACAAGCACUCUUCUUCAUGGCUCUAAGAUGCGCCUUGGUUUUACUCAAGCAAGAUACUCAAGGAAAGGAGUUUAUAGAACGAAUUAUCAAGCGUCUACAUGCGUUGAGCUACCAUAUGAGAAAUUACUUUUGGCUGGAUUUGAAGCAGCUUAAUGAUAUAUAUAGAUAUAAAACAGAGGAGUAUUCUCACACAGCAGUCAACAAGUUCAAUGUCAUGCCCGAUUCUCUGCCCGAAUGGGUUUUUGAUUUUAUGCCAAUCCACGGAGGCUAUUUCAUUGGAAAUGUCGGCCCUUCAAAAAUGGAUUUCCGUUGGUUUUGCUUGGGCAAUUGCAUUGCGAUACUUUCAUCCUUAGCAACACCUGAACAAGCAACGGCCAUUAUGGAUCUUAUUGAAUCGCGUUGGGAGGAGUUGGUUGGAGACAUGCCUCUAAAAGUUUGUUAUCCAGCCAUAGAGAACCAUGAAUGGCGGAUUGUAACGGGAUGUGAUCCAAAAAAUACUAGAUGGAGCUAUCACAAUGGAGGAUCGUGGCCAGUGCUUCUAUGGCUUCUCACAGCAGCGUGUAUCAAGACAGGGCGCCCCCAGAUUGCCAGACGAGCCAUUGAACUUGCUGAAGCCAGGCUGUCAAAAGAUGGCUGGCCAGAAUACUAUGACGGAAAACUUGGUCGUUAUAUUGGGAAGCAGGCUCGGAGAUACCAAACAUGGUCAAUUUCUGGCUAUUUGGUUGCCAAAAUGAUGCUCGAAGACCCUUCACAUUUGGGUAUGGUCGCACACGAGGAAGACAAACAGCUGAAACCCGUCUUGAAGAGAUCAUCCUCAUGGACCUUCUGAUUGUAAAUUUCCAAUCUUCUAUUUGUCCAGAAUACAUUGUUUAUAUUUUGCAAGAGGAACAGAAAUGAGACUGUAGUUUUAGUCUUUCAAGCAGGAGCUUUGAAAGCAAGUUUUAGCGUGCAAGAUGUUCGCGAAAUAUUUCUUUCGAUUUAAAUUA
Olea europaea var. sylvestris is the source of this 2395-nucleotide messenger RNA. RefSeq names its product probable alkaline/neutral invertase B. Gene Ontology annotation, biological process: sucrose catabolic process. Bases 526 to 2238 code for a protein of 570 amino acids. The record is from RefSeq and is a predicted model, not a curated record. The transcript has 5 exons. NCBI's taxonomy places the organism in Eukaryota, Viridiplantae, Streptophyta, Magnoliopsida, Lamiales, Oleaceae. Gene Ontology annotation, molecular function: endo-alpha-N-acetylgalactosaminidase activity; sucrose alpha-glucosidase activity.